Dimorphilus gyrociliatus is the source of this 2926-nucleotide messenger RNA. The record is from the annotation of a GenBank genome assembly. Lineage: Eukaryota; Metazoa; Annelida; Polychaeta; Dinophilidae.
AUACUUUUCAGGUGGUUUCCGGUCAGGUAAGACAAAUACAAAUCGGAAAAGAUGGCUCGAAAUGUUCUAUCCUUUAUUACAAACCUAUUUUCUAAAGAAGAGGAAAAUAACGAAGAAGAAGAAGAUAUUAAGGCGGCCGAGGAAUUGGCGAUGAGAAAAUUUCGGCAGAAUAUUGCAAAUUAUCGCGCACAGUCCUUUAACGUUCGAAAAGCUCCAAUGUUUGACUACGUAAAGUGGAUGCAAAAGAACAAUGUUAGAACUGAAGGAUCACCUGAUGAAUACAUACUCCAAGCUUCUGCCUUGGCUCCAUACGUUAGAACUACCUUACAUACUGGCUGUUUGGGAGAAGAAGAAAGAAAAUGGGCUAAAUUAACUGGUGUUGCAUAUGAAGAAAGUAUAACGAAAUCUGCUCAUCAUCAUCAUUUGACAAGCUUGUCAGCUAGCUUAAGAGCUAGUCGAUCAAGCAGAAAUAGACUUGGUUGAGUCUAUUAUACUCGUUUUAAAUAUCUGCAAUAGUUUUCCCUAUUAGAUAUCGAGAUUAAAAGAAAGAAAGAAUCUCUGUUUUAGAUGGACUUUUUAAAAUAUUAAAUAUUUUUUUUCAUUUUAUUAAGUUGUAAAAAAAAAGCAAAUGAAUAAACAAUUCGUUAAAGUUUUUGAUUUAGAACUGUUUUGUCAUUCUUUAUACUUUCAGCCUAUACUUGACUUGGUGACUUAAUUGGUAGCGCCAUCUUGUGCCGCGUAGCCUUAAAAUAUAGUUCUCAUCAAAGUAUGAUAAAAAGUUAAAACAGGCAUUAUAUUUCGAAUUCAUAAUUCAUUAACGAAUCAGGUUCACAUACUGCAUGGGACAGCAAUGAGAAGAGUUUAAUUGGGUACUUUUAAAAAGUCAUGAAUGCGCGUAGUAAAAAGGGCUACUUUUGUUGGUAUUCAUCCGCCCAUAUACCAGUAGGACAGCAGACCAGUCGUCGCCGAAAUGAUCAAUUGAGAUGACGUCUCUAAAUAGUCUUUUUUCCUUUACGUCGCCCGCUGUAAAGAGACUCCUUGGCUGGAAACAAGGUGAUGAAGAAGAGAAAUGGGCAGAAAAAGCUGUGGAUAACCUGGUUAAAAAAUUGAAAAAGAAAAAGGGCGCUUUAGAAGAACUAGAAAAAGCUUUAAGUAGACCAACUGAAUUGAGUAAAUGUGUUACUAUACCGAGAUCUCUGGACGGACGACUCCAAGUAUCCCAUCGUAAGGCUUUACCGCACGUGAUUUAUUGCCGUGUAUGGCGUUGGCCAGAUUUACAAUCGCAUCACGAACUAAAACCGAUCGACCAUUGUGAAUUUCCUUUCUCUGCCAAACAGAAGGAAGUCUGUAUUAAUCCGUACCAUUACAAAAGAGUAGAAAGUCCUGUCCUGCCUCCCGUAUUAGUACCAAGAUACUCAGAAUAUCCAGUUGCUGAACAUCCUCCUCCAUUUCAGCCAGUGUCAGAACCGCCCAUGCCCUAUAAUGUUUCCUUUGAUAAUCAAAGAACGUCAAAUCCAAAUUCUCCAUCCAGCCCGCCGUUUAUUCCUGAUUCGCCUCCUAUGGAAACGGAUUCUAAUCGACCUAUUGCCUCUAUAGAUUAUAAAGAACAUCAACAUUGGUGUUCAAUAGUUUAUUACGAAUUGAAUAAUAGAGUUGGAGAGACAUUUUCUGCAACGCAACCUUCAGUCGUCGUGGACGGUUUCACAGAUCCUUCCAAUAACGCUGACAGAUUCUGUCUUGGUCAACUAUCCAAUGUAAACAGGAAUCCAACUAUGGAAAAUACUAGACGUAGAAUAGGAAAAGGAGUCCAUUUAUAUUAUGUUGGCGGGGAAGUUUUUGCCGAAUGUCUCUCAGAUUCGCCCAUCUUUGUACAAAGUCGGAGUUGUAAUUAUCAUCAUGGUUUUCAUAUAACGACUGUUUGUAAGAUUCCACCGGGAUGUUCGCUCAAGAUCUUUAACAAUCGAGAAUUCGCGGAUCUGUUAACUCAAAAUGUCCAUUUGGGAUUCGAAGCCGUGUUCGAACUACAGAAAAUGUGUAUGAUAAGAUUAAGUUUCGUCAAAGGUUGGGGGGCAGAGUAUCAUAGGCAAGAUGUUACCAGUACCCCCUGCUGGAUCGAAAUACACCUAAACGGUCCCCUCCAAUGGUUGGACAAAGUACUCACGCAAAUGGGUGGACCGCCAGGAGUGGUGUCUAGUAUGACUUGAUUUCAAUCGAUCUUUACUUUCUGUAUAUUUUUUUUUUUGUAUUAUUAUUUGACUGUCUUUCCCGUUUUUCAUAUCCUUCUGUUAGUAAGUUUUUUUUUGUUUGUUUCUGCUUAAUCUUAUGCAAUUGAAUGGCUAAAAAUAUGCCUAAAAGUACCUGCCUAUCGAAAGACGGGAAAAGAGACCGGAGAUCUAUUCAAUAGAGCAAAUAAUAACAACGUGUCGUUUCUACCGUGUAUUAAAAGACAGAAAUAAUCAAAACGAUAUAUAUAUAUAUAUAUAUAAAUUUUUGCGGUUGACUCUGACUCAAAUAAUAUGUGAAUAAAACGGACUUGCACCGUUUACCUGUCUCUUAUCCUCUCUUUCUCUCUUCCAUUUUUUUCUACAUUUGUAUACAAAAUAUAAAAUUGUAUACUCAAUGUAAUUUAUACAAUUGCGUAUUUUCUAUUUCUGUUUUCAUGCUCCAGAUCUCUUUUCUAUCUAUCCGACUGCUACUUAGAACAAUUGGUUGUUAAAAAAUUUGUUUAUUUCUUUACCGGUGUUCAAUCAUGUAUAUAUAUAUAUAUAUAUACUAUGCAAGAUAAAACGGAAAAAAAAUUAAGUUCUUAUGUAUGCUCUCUUUCUUUCUUUCUCUCUCUCUCUCUCUCUCUCUCUCUCGUUUUUUUUAGAAAGAAAAGAAUGUAUUUUUUUUGUAUUAAUGAACAAUGCGUAAAAAAAAGAGAACA